This is a messenger RNA of Galendromus occidentalis (western predatory mite), 2892 nucleotides long. RefSeq names its product exocyst complex component secretory 8 (gene Sec8). The transcript is spliced from 17 exons. Bases 1 to 2775 code for a protein of 924 amino acids. The record is from RefSeq and is a predicted model, not a curated record. Gene Ontology annotation, cellular component: growth cone membrane; exocyst; synapse. Gene Ontology annotation, biological process: Golgi to plasma membrane transport; chemical synaptic transmission; exocytosis. Lineage: Eukaryota; Metazoa; Arthropoda; Arachnida; Mesostigmata; Phytoseiidae.
AUGGCAGCUUCUGGCCCUACUCGGCCCCCUCGGUCCUCGAAGCUCACCAGGGAGUCCUCGGCAAGCGGACUCAUAUCUGUGAUCAGGAACCUCUCCUCGUCACAGGACAAUGAAGACAGAGAUCGCGAGAAGACGAGACUUGAGAAGGAGUUCAAACGUUCCGAUCAACGUUUGGACGUACUGAUCGAUAGUCACAGAGAUGCCCUCAUCCGAGCCAUGCAGGACUUCAACAAGAUAUCCACCCGGAUAACUUCGGCCAGAGAUCGUGUCAAACAGGUGAAGCAAAAACUUCAAACCAGUAAGAUUUUGCUCCAAUGUAAACGCGACGAGCUUCGACGAUUGUGGCUCGAGUCAGUGGAACAUUCUCAUGUACUCCAACUCUUGGAGCAGAUCGAAGGUUUGAACUCGGUUCCCCACAAGCUCGACAAGUUCAUCAAAGUUGGCCGCUAUCUGCGAGCCACGAUGGAUCUCGUGAAGAGCGUCUCGCUUCUCAAAGGGGACCUUGCCGAUGUGGAUGCCCUCAGAGAGGUGAAAGACAGUCUACAACAGCAGAAAGAACAGCUGCACGAAACUUUGAUAGAAGAGCUCCACAAGCACAUAUACGAUGAAGUCACACAGGAAUGUUUGAAUAAUUUCCUCAAGAUGGGUCGAACGCCGAGAACUGAGAAUCAUAUCAGCCAACGCAUUCCCGCCUCAGUCGAUAUCGACGAACUGCUCAAGAUGGAAGACAGCCUAGAUAAACUCGAUUCGGAAAAGCAAGCCAUUAUUUUGGUCAGGUGUCUCGUGCUGCUCGAGAAGAUACCGGAGAGUGUAGAAAUGAUCAGAGAGCGAUGUCAAGGUCAUCUGUAUAACUCGGUCUCACGGACGACCGCUGCUGUCCUGAAAGGUGGAGAAGGACCCGAACGACUCCUCCAACUGCUCGAUUUGAUUUUCGCACAAUUUAGAACCAUCGCCAAGAGACACGAAUUGGUUCUAUUGCAUCUCCAGCCCCGAGAGGAGAUCGUUCGCGACGAAGAGGGCAUCGCCUUAUCGAUGCUGUAUACCAUGGAGGAUAUCCACUCGAAGAUGCAACAUGUUCUGACCACGCUAUUGAAUUGUUACCUGGGUGCUUCGAGCGUGCGCCAGGAGAACCACAGCGGUUUCGGUGCUCCGGGCAGCGAGAACGUGGACAUAAAUCUGUUCUUUGUGAGACGCCGUCCCUUCGGAAAUUCCGCCAACCCCACGAAACAGAGAAAAUUCACACUGUUCAAAUUCGAUAACUCGCAGUUGGCCAUAUCCAAGAGCUGCUACCUUCAGGAACAACAAGUUAUCAACAGAGACCGGCAGACAGAUUCUAAUAGCUGCGGCUCGUUUUCAGCCGAUGGUAUCGCCGGGGGUGCUUGGGAUCACGUCGUGUGUACACCCUCAUACAAAAAUAUCACCUAUAUGUUCAGACCGAUGCUUCACUUCGUCGAAGAGAUGGAAGACGCUCAGAACAGCCCUCUGCACAAUGUCCUUACAGGAGCUGUCGGAGGUUUCUUGGGCAUGGUCAACGACGAGCUGCAGACGGUGGUCGAGCAAUCUGCGAAACUUCUGGAGGACUUCCGGGUGAUAACAGAUGCCGACACCCUGAAAUCAAUGAAGGUCACUCGGCCUCUUCUGCACAGCUGCGUCGCGAUCGAAGGCAUUAUUCAAGUGCUUCGUGAACACGCUCAAGCUCUUCCUCAAUUCGCAUUUGAGUUUGUUGAGAAGGCGUGCUACGUCGUGGCUCAGUACAGAGAGAUCGCAGAAACAGCCUACCGGACAAUUGUGCCUCCGCAAGAAAUACGACAAACGAUCAGCAACCACUGGAUUUCUGAUCCGGAUAUCUGCCGCUGCCUCAUGGGACUUCCGAACUGGAUCAAUCUCAUUAUGCCCACGGACCACGAGGAGCUGGAGGAGAGUCCUGAAGACAUUCGCCUACGUAAUCAGCAAGAAGUGGGAAUUCUGCUCUCGAAUCAUGGUCAGAAGAAAGUCAUUCCAUCUUCGGAGAUAUUCAGCAAUAUCCAUGAUCUGAAAAUGGUUGCUCAUCUAUCGGAGGGUCUGGAGUGGUUGAGCUCGAGAAUCGGAGAGAUAUGCGAAUCUCUGAAGGUCGACAAAAUACAUCAAACCGACGAUGCGAGGCUUCAGGAAGCCGUGAAGAAACUAAAGGAUCUGUCCUCAGAACUCCAACAGAAGGCGAACAUCUGUCUUUUGUUGCUUCAUCUCGAGGUCCGCGUGCACUGCUUCUAUUAUCUUUUGCCACUGGUGGCUGAAGGACAUUUCACGACGUCCGGAAAUUCGGUGGACGGUCAAGACACGGACAGGCAGGUCCUGGAGCUCACCGAGGAUCUUACUAAGAUUGAAGAAGCCCUCAGCACCGCUGUGCACGCCAGGAAACAUAAAUAUGUUUUCGAAGGAUUGGGUCAAGUCGUCGCUGUUAUCCUCAUGAGUGCAGUUCCCCAAAUCCACCGCAUCAAUGACCUGGGAGUUAAGAGGAUCUGCCGGGAUAUCCACGCAAUACAGCAGAAGCUCACGGCCAUAGCAGCCGGUCGAGAGGUUUCUUUGGAUCACGCGAGACAGUAUUUCGAGCUUAUGCUGCUCCCGGCUCAAGAGGUCCUGAAUGGCAUCGUUGAGAACGGACCGCAAUUCCAACACCUGGAAUACAAGAACCUCUUGGAACUGCUGUGCAGAUCUCGACCCGACGAGAAGGAUAAGGCUGAUUGGUAUAACAACCGCUUGAAAGACAUCCUAUCUGAUGUUCCCGUCAAAAUUUGAUACGAUGUCGGCAAUCCAGCGAUCGGAGCCCUCAACAUCAGCCUCCCGGAGGACACCUGUGGUGGAUUGCCCCGGCGAUUCAGCUGCGAGCAUCCCACGAGGCAAUAUCCCGAAUGC